Triplophysa dalaica is the source of this 3182-nucleotide messenger RNA. It is a transcript of the gene b4galt1l, whose product is annotated as DP-Gal:betaGlcNAc beta 1,4- galactosyltransferase, polypeptide 1, like. Gene Ontology annotation, molecular function: beta-N-acetylglucosaminylglycopeptide beta-1,4-galactosyltransferase activity; cytoskeletal protein binding. The coding region runs from base 604 to 1671 and encodes 355 amino acids. The transcript is spliced from 6 exons. Gene Ontology annotation, biological process: protein N-linked glycosylation; carbohydrate metabolic process. NCBI's taxonomy places the organism in Eukaryota, Metazoa, Chordata, Actinopteri, Cypriniformes, Nemacheilidae. The record is from RefSeq and is a predicted model, not a curated record.
CGACUUGCGCGCACACAGCAGCGCACAAGCGGCGCUCGACUCUCGCGCAGAUCAUUGAGGACCGACUUCUCGGCUGCUGGGAAACUGCCCGGAAACUUAUCGACCCUCCGAUAAAACUAUCUCGGAUCAUAACGAAACGAUCUAAACAAACUCAGAGAUUUGUGGCUAUGGGAUUUCUUUCCAGAUGAAGUUUAACUUGAUUUCUUGCGUUUGUGACGUUAUGAGGCUGCUGUUGUAAACUUUAUAACGGACUUGCUUUUCCGCAUACUAACGUUACACGUUGAAAGGUUCAUCGUGAUCCAGAACUUCGUAGUAACGUCAGCUUAUAAACGAUUUUAUACUCAGGAACUAAGUGAAGCUUAUGAAUAAUUUAAAAUGUUAUGACCUCAUUUGAGAUGUUUAUGUUGACAUAAAAUCGAAACGAGUUCAUACUAAAACGUAUUAACAGUUAAAAUCAACAUAUGACAGGGUCUCACCUUGUUGAGAUGUCGACUAAAAGCCUAUGACAUGACACAGGAAUUGCCUGAUUCAUGUUGUAACACUUAAUGUUUCUUUAAUAACUUUACAGAGUUUCACUAAACAGCCUUAUCCAGGAUUUCUACAAUGCGCGACUCAUCUAUGAAUUUUAGUCUUUUACACAGGACUUGUUCUCUGGUGGUGCUUCUUUGUUUCCUGCACAUUUUUGUCACCGUGAUAUAUUAUGUUAAAAACUCAGAUUUAAGACAGAACUUCUUGCAAAACCAGCAAAACCCACAGAUCCACAGAAAACUGACCGAGCAGAGGGUCUCCACAGAGGAGCCCACACCACCAUCUGUUUCUAAUGUGACAGAGACUGUGAAGAAGCUGGAAACAUGUCCUGACAAUUCACCUCGACUGGUGGGUCCGCUCCGUAUCGAGUUUUCUGACCCUGUCACCUUGGAUCUCGUGAGAAGUGAGAAUCAAGUGCUGCAGCCGGGCGGCCGGUUCAAACCCAAAGACUGCAUCGCCCAGCAGAAAGUGGCCAUGAUCAUCCCCUUCAGGAACCGGGAUGAGCACCUAAAGUUCUGGCUCUAUUAUCUGCACCCCAUCCUACAGCGCCAGCAACUAGAUUACGGCGUUUAUGUCAUCAAUCAGGAUGGUGAUGUGACGUUCAACCGUGCCAAACUCCUCAACAUUGGUUACAAGGAGGCCAUGAAGGAGUAUGACUAUGACUGUUUUGUCUUCAGCGAUGUUGAUCUCAUUCCCAUGGAUGACCGCAACAUCUACAAGUGCUUCAAUCAACCCAGGCAUCUGUCUGUGUCGAUGGACAAGUUCGGCUUCAGGUUACCAUACACGCAGUACUUCGGUGGUGUGUCGUCUCUCAGCAAAGACCAGUAUCUCAAGAUCAACGGCUUUCCAAACAACUACUGGGGCUGGGGAGGAGAAGAUGACGACAUAUUUAACAGGAUCAGCUCUAAAGGGAUGUCCAUAUCAAGACCUGACGGCAUGAUUGGCAGAUGCAGAAUGAUCCGUCAUGAGAGGGACAAACAAAACGACGACAAUCCUCAGAGGUUUGACCGGAUAGCUCACACAAGGGACACAAUGGCAAAAGACGGAAUCAAUUCAUUAACAUAUGAAGUUGUUAAAGUGGAAAAGGAUCAGCUGUUCACCAAAAUCACAGUGAUGUUGGGAAACUGUGAUUUCUGCUUUUAGAGUUAACACUGCGCAAAGCAGCAACACUGGCUGUAGAAAACCAAAUGUGCCUUAUUAGAGACGUGUUUUAAAAAGGAAUUCUAUUUUUCUUAAUAACACUUCAGUGCUUUGAAUUGUUUUGCCAUCUUUGCACAUGUGAUGGUCAAAACGGGGAUCUGAACCUUUUUACCCAGAGUGUCAAUAAUGUUCAGCAGUAAAAUAGAGACUUUAAGGUUUAACUGCUGGACCGAACUUGUUAAGACACUUCUGUUGAAAGAAUAGACCUCUUGAGCCACUUGUUUUAAGCGGGACAUCAAAGUAAUGAAAAUGUUACCGUUUCGGGACAAGUGAAGAUUGUGAGAUGCUGUGCGUGGUAUUGUUUGUUGUUCUGAAAUCAUGCUAUGUGAGAAUAUUUGAUACAUUGAUUUUGCUGAUCUGAAAGGUAAGCAAUGCAAUAAAACUUUGAGCUGUGGAUAGUAUAUACAUGUAGGCAUAUACUAGCAUACCAACUUGCAUUUGGAUAUCUGUUCUUUUUGAUAUUAUCGAUUUUUUUCCAUUGCUGUACCAAGUAUUUGGGACUUACGGGGCCUUUUAAAUGACAUCUGUUUUGUUUGAGUUGAGAUGUCUGAAUGUACUGGUUUUGGGGUUUUUCUUCCUCCGUGUGCUUGAUGCAUAAUGGGCUAAUAAUUCUCUCUGCUGGAGCACUAAAGUGGCAGCCAUACAUCUUAAAUAAGUAGUUUUUUCUCAUCUGUUUAUGCUCUUAAUAUUGAGGUGUUAUAUUUGGGGUUUUGGAGGGAAAUCAAAUGUUUUUGAUUUCAGUCCUUUAUUGCACAAUGAAACCUUCAGGGGUUGCAUAAGGACGCAAAUAUAUUCAAGCUGUCUACUGUACUGUUGAAAUGAAGCCAUUGACAACUUUGGGAGCCUUUGUUGAUUAUGUAUUUUUUCUUUCGUGUAUAAUGUUUGUUUUUCACCUGCAACCAAAAAUGCAUUGGGCUUGAGGCAAGCGAAUGUCAUUUGUUUGCUUAAGCGCUUUUCUAGACGGCCGCUCAUCCGUACCCCAUGUACUGAGUGCUUAAGUCGUACAGCCAAAUGUGAGGGAAAAACCCAUAGAUUUUCUUUCCAGCUUAAGCUCUCUCAUGCCUUAUAAAAACUCUUGCACUAGGAAAGAAACCUACCUCUCCACACGGCACAACCUUGCAGACAGAAGAGAUUAGCGGCUCAAGUCAAACCAAAAUGCUUAGACAAGUAGUCUUUGGUGUUUUCUGCUUAUUCUUAUAGGUCAGUUAAAGCGAGGUUUAAAUCUUUAUGGACAAUGGUCUUUGUUUUAGAGCCAGCAAUUAACUAUGUUUUUAAGUUCAUAAUUUUUUUAAUGUAGUAGUCCUUUCAAAUUAACGUUGUUGACCUUUGUUCUCCAUUCAUUUCUUUAUCGUAUCUUUCAUUUUCAGUUUUUAAUUUUAAAGCUUUUGUUCCUCUGUUUUGUAAAUGUAAUGUGAUGAACCCAAUCAGAAAGAAUAAAAUUGUGUUUGAUUUGC